GGCGGCGCGGCGCGGCGGCGGCGAGCGGAGCCAGAAGAGGGCCCGGGAUCCCCGGGGGCCCACGGCCGCCAUCACGGACUUCCUGUGGGACAAGCGCACCGGGCUGGCUGCGAGGACGAUGCCUCACUCUAGAAGGUACCGCUCGUCGGAGCGCAGCAGCCGGGGCAGCUAUCAUGAGCGUUACAGAAGUCGCAAACACAAGAGGCGGCGGACGCGGUCUCGAUCUAGCAGCAGUGAGCGUGAUCGUCGGCACCGUCGGGAAGACAGUUACCACGUUCGGUCCAGGAGUUAUGAUGACCACUCAGCAGACAGGAGGGCCUAUGACCGGCGUUACUGUGAUAGCUACCGGCGGAACGAUUACAGCCGUGAGCGAGGGGAAGCCUACUAUGAUCCUGAAUAUCGUCAUUCUUACGAGUACCGACGUUCUCGGGACCGUGAGGGCAGCUACCGCAGCUGCAAAAGCAGCCGGCGUAAGCACAGGCGGAGACGGCGCCGCAGCCGGUCCUUUAGUCGCUCCUCAUCGCAGCGGAGUCGACAGAGCAGCAGAAGGGCCAAGAGUGUGGAGGACGACGACGAGGGGCAUCUGAUCUAUCGCGUCGGCGACUGGCUACAAGAAAGAUAUGAGAUUAUUAGCACUUUAGGAGAAGGCACGUUUGGCAGAGUGGUGCAAUGCAUAGAUCACCGGAGGGGUGGUGCACGUGUUGCCCUGAAAAUCAUUAAAAAUGUGGAAAAGUACAAAGAGGCUGCCCGACUGGAAAUCAACGUGUUGGAGAAAAUCAAUGAGAAGGAUCCUGAAAACAAGAACCUUUGUGUCAGGAUGUUUGACUGGUUUGACUACCAUGGCCACAUGUGCAUCUCUUUUGAACUGCUGGGGCUUAGCACCUUUGAUUUCCUGAAGGACAACAACUAUCUGCCUUAUCCCAUCCACCAAGUACGGCACAUGGCCUACCAGGUGUGCCAGGCUGUGAAGUUUCUGCAUGACAAUAAACUCACUCACACUGACCUCAAACCUGAGAACAUCCUCUUUUUGAACUCGGACUACGAACUUACCUAUAACCUGGAAAAGAAGCGAGAUGAGCGGAGUGUGAAGAGCACAGCUAUCAGAGUGGUGGACUUUGGCAGUGCCACAUUUGAUCAUGAGCAUCACAGCACGAUUGUCUCUACCAGGCAUUACCGGGCCCCAGAAGUCAUACUGGAACUUGGCUGGAGCCAGCCUUGUGAUGUGUGGAGCAUUGGCUGCAUCAUCUUUGAGUAUUAUGUGGGUUUCACCCUGUUUCAGACACAUGACAACCGAGAGCACUUGGCCAUGAUGGAGAGGAUCUUGGGGCCAAUUCCUUCUCGUAUGAUCCGGAAGACCAGGAAACAGAAAUAUUUUUACCAUGGCCGCCUGGACUGGGAUGAGAAUACCUCUGCUGGCCGUUACGUCAGGGAAAACUGCAAGCCACUACGGAGAUACCUUACUUCUGAGGCUGAGGAUCAUCACCGCCUCUUUGACCUCAUUGAGAGCAUGCUGGAGUACGAGCCGUCCAAGCGCAUCACCCUGGCUGAGGCCCUCAAGCACCCGUUCUUUGACAUGCUGGAAAUGGAACCAAGUACAAAAAUGUGGGACUCUAGCCGGGACAUCAGCCGGUGAUGCCACAGGUGCCAGCCUGCCCUCAGAUUCUAGCCCCCGUGGAGGCCUGUGUGAUUUCUAUUCAGACACUUGGUGCUUUUUUUUAUACAUAAAAGAACUCCCUCCCAUUUGUAAAGGUGUUAAUAUGUGAGAUACUGUAAAUACCCCAUAUUCUAUAUCAGCCUCUGAGCACCAUAGGCCCAACCUCCUGCUGUUGCUGCUGCCAUUAUCCCAAGGCGAGGGGGCCUCUAUGUCCAUACUGUAAAUACCUCUGUUCAUGUGUUGCUUUGUCUCUUGUUUUUCCUGCCUUUCUCAGUGUAAAUACUCCAGGACUCUCAGCUCUCUGUAGCUUAUGUUUCCUUGUAAGUUAUGAAACUGGUGGGAUUGCAUGGGAAUUAUUUUUUGGAUCAAUGUCAUAGCCCAUCCCCACACCAGAGUUUUAUAAGAAUUUUGUACAGUCUUUGUGAAAAAUAAAUAUGAAGUGAAUAAA
Rhea pennata is the source of this 2102-nucleotide messenger RNA. RefSeq names its product CDC like kinase 2 (gene CLK2). Gene Ontology annotation, molecular function: protein serine/threonine kinase activity; protein tyrosine kinase activity; ATP binding. The transcript has 13 exons. NCBI's taxonomy places the organism in Eukaryota, Metazoa, Chordata, Aves, Rheiformes, Rheidae. The record is from RefSeq and is a predicted model, not a curated record. Gene Ontology annotation, cellular component: nucleus. Gene Ontology annotation, biological process: peptidyl-tyrosine phosphorylation; regulation of RNA splicing. The coding region runs from base 119 to 1633 and encodes 504 amino acids.